UAUAAGUCGUUUGGCAAUUAAUGAGAUCUUUCUAGUUGAUAAAGGAUGGGUGUAAACAUUAGGUCAUUUAAACUGCCACAAUAUGGAUUGACAUUGUAUCGUAAAUUUUUCCUUUGCUGUUAUUUACAGAACAGGCCGUCUUUGCAAAGUGACCAGAAAUUUACAAGUAUGGCGCAUCUCGUGUACUUUAAUGGACGUGGUCGGGGAGAGAUUGUGCGUAUGAUGCUGGCUGCCUCAGAAAUACCGUUUACAGAGAGUUUUUUAACGGAGAGAAAACAGUUUGAGAACUUGUUAGAAGAUGGUGCCCUUUCAUUCAAGCAAGUGCCGCUACUGAGGAUUGAUGACAUGGAAUUGGUACAGACGGGUGCUAUUGUUCGCUACGUGGCGAGAAAAGGCGGGCUUUACAGCGCAGACGACAAGAUGGCAGCAAUGAUUGACAUGUACUAUGAUGCCUCAAGAGAUUUCCAGUAUAUAUUUUUAACUUUGAAAUUUUUGAAAACCGAAGAACAAGUUAUAGCGGACGCCAAAGCCGCUGGAGACAGCAAAUAUUUCCCUGCGCUGGAAAAGAGGUUAAAGGAAAAUGGAACCGGAUUCUUGGUAGGGAACUCGCUGACGCUGGCUGAUGUAGGCUUCCUGGAGGUCCUUCUGAUGUGUAUAGAAUACGGAGGUGAACAUUUCUUCGAUGACUACGUGGAAGUACAGAAAUACUACCAACGGCUGAUUUCUAUUCCCUCAAUGGCGAACUUUUUGAAAAGUCCAUUCAGGAAAAGAAAGAACGAUGACCAGUAUAUUGCAGAAGUUAAAUUAGUCCUGAACAGAACAUGAUGUUGUAGAUGGAAUAUAUGUUAAAAGCCAAUCCCAGUGAAAUACGAAGUCAGGGUAUAUCGCUAUCGACAAUUAUCAUAGACACCUAAUUCUAUAUUUCAGAAACCUUCCUACGUUAGUCAUCCUUAUUGCAAUUAAAAUCAUUAUGAUUGAUUCAUUUAUUGAUUUUAUUGAUUUUCAUAACGAGUAGGUAUAUUUUUGUUAAUUAAAGGUACUGUCUAUUGAAACGUCAGAAAUCGCACCCAAUCUUCGCUUCCACCAAUGGCGUUAUCUGGGUAUUCUACGUCCUAUCACAGAAAUAGAUGACAAUAGAUGAUAUAAGAUUCGAAAGUCUAAAAAAAAAAUACUGCAUUAUGUAUAAACUUGUGUCUCUCUGAGAUAAAUAAAUGGAUAUAGAACUGACUGUAACCGUUAGUAUGACGUCAGAAAAUGAAGAAUUUCUUUAAAACGAGGAUAGAGUUCAAUAUAUUACCCACGCUAUGCUUUAGAAACUGAAGAACAAACGGGCGUAAUCGAACACCAUUUUCACAUACUUCAUUGAUAGUAUCAUUCAAUAAACAGUGACUAUAUACA
Ostrea edulis (European flat oyster) is the source of this 1398-nucleotide messenger RNA. RefSeq names its product glutathione S-transferase 3-like. Gene Ontology annotation, molecular function: glutathione transferase activity. The record is from RefSeq and is a predicted model, not a curated record. Gene Ontology annotation, biological process: glutathione metabolic process. The transcript has 7 exons. The coding region runs from base 46 to 825 and encodes 259 amino acids. NCBI's taxonomy places the organism in Eukaryota, Metazoa, Mollusca, Bivalvia, Ostreida, Ostreidae.